GCAGACUGCAGAGAGACCAGCCAGGACUCAAACACACGUACGUUUCUUUAUCAUCCAAGGUUCCCAUCUCUCUCACUCAAUCUGUCUCUCUCUCUCAACCAACCAUGCGGACACCGCCCGAGGCAAUCAACAAUAAUGGCGGCAGCGGAAACUCCUGCUCACCUUCCAAAUCCUCCUCCAGAAGCUCGUCUCUUUCUUCUUUUUCCCCUUCUUCACCGGUCAUCCCAACCCCGUCGGCCAGAAAAUUCAUGGAAGAAGUGUGGAAAGACAUCAGCCUAGCCUCUCUUCGUGACCACUCCAACAACACCCUCUCCUCCGCCACCACCAACUACCACCCUGCUGAUUUUUGUGGUACGAUCCUCCAAGACUUCUUGCCUCGAUCCUCCAACAAAGUCUUACCAACCGUUGAGACGGCCACUUUCUUGGCUUCUCUGGCGCCGCCUCCUGCCACUAAGCUGAGCAUGAAUUCUAUUUCUGGGUUUGAUUUUGCAUACCUUGAAAGCCGUUCUCCCAUUAGGCCAAACCUACAACUGCCAUGUCAUGCCAGUGUCACUGCACCUCCUAAUUCUUUUGUUUCUUCCUUGAACUACUCUCCCGUUGGUGUUUUGGGUUCUUCUUCAGUACUAUUCCCUUCUUAUUGCAAGAAAAGGGUUCAAGAAUAUGGUGAUGAACCCAGUGAUCAGAGAUAUAAGCGGAUGAUCAAGAACAGAGAGUCAGCCGCUCGUUCUAGAGCAAAGAAACAGGCUUACAGGGAUGAUUUGGAACUUGAACUUGCUCAUUUACAGGAAGAGAAUGCUAGGCUCAGAAGGCAGCAAGAGGAGUUCUGCCUGGUGGCCGCUGCUCAUCUCCCAAGAAAACGUCGUAUCCAUAGAACCUUGACUGCUCCAUUUUGAGAAGAGAAAUGCUAAAAAUACUUGUGUGCACUAGUAUUAGAUGAAUCAUUCCCCUUUUGAGAAGUAAUACAGUGGCAAACUCCCUAUAUUUUAUGCCUUCUUUCUUCCAUAACCAAAAAGCUUGCCAAAUUUCUCUUGAAAAGGAGGAGAGAGAAUAUAUUGUUGUUGGAAUAGGCGUCAACUGGGUUUGGUUUUAAUGUUCUGAGAACCUUUCCAUCAAGUGGGUGGAAAAAGUAGAGGGAAGAGAUCGAAGGAAAAUGCAUUCGGAUUCCCAAGCUACAGGACCGACCGGUGGUGGCAUUUCGUUACUUUUAAUAUCCCGUUCCUUGAAUCCAUGUUUUUUUUUUUUUUUUAAUGAAUAAAAUCCUUGUCUUUUGUCCAUAUGUAUCUUUUUCUUGCCCAAUGAGAAUAAGGUGGGGUUCCGGGGGAAGAUGAUUACUAAUUUUGCUUGCCUAUAAAAAGUCGUGCAGUAUUACGAUGGGACAUGUUUGGCUAAAAAAAUAUAGACAAUCCUUUUUUCGACCUUA
Messenger RNA from Alnus glutinosa, 1420 nucleotides. Its product is annotated as bZIP transcription factor 27-like. The record is from RefSeq and is a predicted model, not a curated record. The coding region runs from base 105 to 893 and encodes 262 amino acids. Gene Ontology annotation, molecular function: DNA-binding transcription factor activity. Gene Ontology annotation, biological process: positive regulation of DNA-templated transcription. The transcript is spliced from 3 exons. NCBI's taxonomy places the organism in Eukaryota, Viridiplantae, Streptophyta, Magnoliopsida, Fagales, Betulaceae. Gene Ontology annotation, cellular component: nucleus.